ACCAUUUGUAGGAAAGAACCAGUAUUGGUUGAUAUUUUUGUUUUACUGUUGGAGUUCCUUAAUUCAGCCUUCAUCAAGAAUCCACCAUGUGGAGUCUCGUUCUGGUUUGUGUUUCCCUGGUUCUACUUCUUGUCCUCUUGGAUGCAUUGUACCGAAGGAAGAACCAUCGUCUGCAAGAGUUGGCUCGGAAGCUGCCUACCCCCUUCCCCAUCCGACCUCUCAUCGGCACUUACUACUGUCCUUCGGAUAAUUCCCUCGUUUAUAAUUCAGAAACUUUUGCCAAGCAUGUCAUCGAGGUUACAAGGCUAGCAGCGAAGCACAAGUAUAGUGUGUUUUGUGACUGGAUCGGUCCAAAGCCCCUGAUAUUCAUACAAAAGCCAGCUGAUAUCCAGAUUAUUCUAAACAGUUCUAAGGGGAUCUUUAAAAACUACUCGAUAAUAACAUUUUUGUUCGGCCAAGGACUUCUUACUGCUUCAGGAUCAAGGUGGAAAGCAACAAGACGUUUGAUCAGUCCUUUAUUCCAUCCUCAAAAUCUUCAGAGAUUGGCGCCUUUGAUGAAUAAAAACGCAGAAGUUUUAGUUGGUAAUUUAUCUGGUCUGGUGGGAAAAGGUUUCACGGAUGUUUUUGACCGUGCUUUAGGCCUCUCUGUUAGGUCCAUAUGUGCCCUUGUGUUUGGUACUGACGCAGUUUGUGAGCUUAAUAACAAAACAUUUGACUUGGGUUUGGAAUGUGUGCACAGAGGAAGUGACUUGGUGCAGGCCCGAGCAUUCAGGCCAUGGUUGUGGCUGGACAGAGUAUGGGAGUUUAUGUACAACCGAGCACUUCGGGAGUUCCAACAUACUUGGGAACAAUUUGUGUCACAACCUGUUGAGAUUAUUAAAAGGCAAAGAUUGACAGACCAUAAAGAAGAUGAAUCUGCAGAUUCUGGGAAAUUUAACGAUGUAUACUCCCCGCUAAGUGUGCCUGGCUUAGUUUCUGAAGCUUUCAGUCCAGCUGAUGUGGAAUGGGAGAUGAAAACUUUUGUUGGAACGGGAACAGACUCAAUAGCUGUCAGUUUGAGUUCCUGUUUGCUAAUGCUAGGCAAACACCAAGAUGUCCAGGAAAUGCUGUAUCAGGAUAUCAUAAGUGUGGUGGGUACCGAAGAAAAGGACAUAACAGUUGACGACUUGUACAGACUUCCAUACUUGACCCGGGUUAUAAAGGAAACCUUGAGAGUUUGUAUGGUCUUGCCAGUUGUCUCCAGGACUCUUCCUGAGGACAUUCAGUUGGGUGAAUACAAACUUCCCAAAGGUGCAAUGAUCUUCCUCAGUCUGGUCGGAUUACACUUUGACCCAGAAGUGUAUCAAGAUCCUCACGUGUUCAACCCGGAUCGAUUCACCCCGGAUCUCGUAACUGAAAGGCAUCCUUAUUCCUUCCUUCCAUUCAGUGGUGGUCCAAGGAACUGUAUCGGUAAACAAUAUGCGUACAUGUUACUGAAGAUUGCACUAAUACACAUUCUGAAGACAUUCAAAGUUAGCAGUGAUUGUGACCUAGAAAAUAUGAGAUUUGGUUUCGUUGUAACUCUGAACAAUCUGGAUGGUUAUAAAGUGGCUUUUGAGAGGAGAUCGUAAGAAAAAAUGUCAAUAUAUGUAUUAUGUCAUUACGUAAUUUCAGUCAAAAAUAAAAUUUUGCUGGUGUAGCGAUAAAUAAAUCUGUAAAAUUUGGUAAUUGAGUGAUACUGAUAAAUGGUGUACUGCAAAUUAAACUAGAAAAAGUUGGAACUUUGCUAUAUAGUCAACCCUAGUUUGCUAGUUCAGUGCUAUGCGACGAUAUAUUGUAGUGCAUAUUUUUCCAAAAAGUGUUAUGGGUACAGUAUGUUAUGUCAUGCUGGCCCGGCUUUCGAUGUUUCGAUGACUUUCUAUGUGUGAGUUUAAAUGGGCAUAUUGGUUGACUCGGUUGUUGUUUCGAAACAGCGAUUGUUUCUUUUAAUUCUUCAUAUGAUCGAGACUGGAUAUAUCGUUCCUUAGCACUUUUGAGUGCUAAAAAACUUUAUUUUUACCGAUUUUUUUCUCGCACAGUAGACUUCACCCCAUGUUUGUUAUGCCCUGUUAUGUUAUGGUUUUUGUUCUUUUUAUAUUUUAAUGAGUUUAAUUAAUAAUAUUUCGUUAAACUAUUACUUGACUACU
Macrosteles quadrilineatus (aster leafhopper) is the source of this 2165-nucleotide messenger RNA. Its product is annotated as cytochrome P450 4V2-like. The transcript is spliced from 13 exons. Gene Ontology annotation, molecular function: iron ion binding; monooxygenase activity; heme binding. NCBI's taxonomy places the organism in Eukaryota, Metazoa, Arthropoda, Insecta, Hemiptera, Cicadellidae. Bases 87 to 1610 code for a protein of 507 amino acids. The record is from RefSeq and is a predicted model, not a curated record.